CUCCACCACCACCAUGACCGCCAUGCGCCCUUUCCUCCCCAUCCAGUCCGCCACAUGCGCGGAGUUACCCGCCUUGCCCCCUAGCUGCAGUUCCGCAGAAACUGACAAUUCGGCUGCGGGAAAUAGCUGGCAAAGCAUGCGAUUCGUCGGUAGUAGCCUCACGGCCACCAACGACCCCGUUACAGUCACGUAUCGUAGUCUAGUUUCCACAUCAGCGUCGCGUCCGGGCUUGCUCAUUCGCCAAUCUCGAUUAAACCGAGCCUCUCGGUAUGCGGCUCCACGGACGGCAGCGAGCCAAUUGCAACGCUCUAGAGACAUCCAGGGUUCCGGGUUUAGUCAAUUGCAAGGCUCUAUAGACGUCCUUAUUAGCGAUGCGUCGGAUGCACAUGCGACCGCCGGCGGCUCGAAGUCAGCUCGUCGGUCUACGAAUGACCUAAUUACCAUUAAUCGGCUAGCUACCUGCGCGACUCCGUUUUCGUCGUUUUCCGCUGAGUCAGCCUUGUACAGAUCGAGCUCCUCUCGUGGUGUGCGACGAAAAACUACAUGGGUGAAAUCUGCUGGAGAAUGGCCUGAAAAUUCACCUGAUGAGGAUUCACCUGAUGAGGAUUCACCUGAUGGCCCAUAUGAGGAUUCACCUGAUGGCCCGUAUGAGAAUUCACCUGAUCUUCGGCCUGAAGACCUGCAGCGACCAUCCAAGUCAACGCAGUCAGCGCAAUCAACGCAGCAGCCGGAUCGCGUCUUCGUGGCGUCGAUUCCGCUGGACGCGCCGCCCGGACCUCCGCAGUGGGCUGCUGACGUGGCAGGGCGGCUGUUUCCUGUGCUGUGUAGUCAUUGGGUGGUGAUUAUAGCGGGGGAGAAUGGAGAGCGCUAUCUCUUUGACUUCAGACCGGAUAGUCCGCAGGACAUGGGAGUGGCUCUCAGGGUCUUGACUCUGCAGUCUGUACCAGGCUACUUGCUCAUUCGGCCCCUCUCCCACCUCCCCUCCCGCCGCUGCUGGUGUGUCGGCUUGUCUGCUCACUCUGACACGCUCGAUGCUGUUCAAUCGUUCAAUGCCACGUGGCGCACCGAUCUGACGGUGUUCUCCCAUGAUUGCAGAGACUACAGUCAAGCUCUCGCAUCGCAUCUAAUUGACAAGGCGGUAAAUCUCAGCUCGUACUCAUGACGACGCAUGUGAUUUGAAGCACGGGGAUUUUUGAGUCCGCUCAGAAGUCACUCGGGCUGAGUGGAGCCUUUCCAACAGUCACUUCACUAUCUGUCCAUGGCUCGUACCCGUGAGUGCUGCAUGUGAGAGAACUGACUUUAUAUCUCAACAGCAUGCCUGACAGGAUGCCAAGUCAAUCCCAGCAACUAUGUAACGUGUUGCAUCGUAUCAUGCAUCUACGGCAGCAUGCAUCCAUUUUUAUCAGGGUGAUAGCCUUUUUAACAGGCUAUUACACCACACCUGCAGCAAGCAGAGAGUGGUGAAUCAAUAGUUUUUCUUUAUCCUCAAGGGGUCAAAAGAGCAUCUAGUAGUUGCAAUACAAUUCGAGCGCAUAACUUAAUAGUUCCUGUGCACCUGUCGCGGCGUGGUUUAUCACA
Closterium sp. NIES-67 is the source of this 1578-nucleotide messenger RNA. NCBI's taxonomy places the organism in Eukaryota, Viridiplantae, Streptophyta, Zygnematophyceae, Desmidiales, Closteriaceae. The record is from the annotation of a GenBank genome assembly.